Saccoglossus kowalevskii is the source of this 545-nucleotide messenger RNA. RefSeq names its product divergent protein kinase domain 2A-like. The record is from RefSeq and is a predicted model, not a curated record. NCBI's taxonomy places the organism in Eukaryota, Metazoa, Hemichordata, Enteropneusta, Harrimaniidae.
UAGAUGCAACUUUCAUUAGGGAUGCAGCUUCUAAUACAGAUUUUUCAGUAAUAGCAUCUGCAAAAAUUGGCACAUUCAGUUUUACAUCAAUUUGUUUUUCCAUAGGGAUAGGCAGUAUUAACUACGACAGACCUUGCAAUGAGGAGUGUUUCGCAGCAUUUGUACAAAAACUUCUCCAAUCUCCCGAGUCACACUGCCAAGAAGUGUAUUAUUAUGCGCAAAUUAUGUAUGCAUUGGUUUGCCGAUGGUUGCUGUCAGUGGUGGAGGAAAAUGAAGUAGAUUACAUGGACAACAUGGAAAACAAAGUUCAAACAGCUGGUUUACUGCAUGAUCCACCAGAGGCACAUAAAGAAAGUAUUCUAGAAUUACUGGAGGAAUGUAUUAACGAGACAACACCUGGUGGAAGACUGAGUGCCAUUGAAGAGUUGGUCGACCUUCUGCAAGAAAUACAGUACGCAUGAAACUCAAACGCUGUAUGAACCAAUCCACUCUUCCCAUAAUACAUCAGUGUCAUUAACAUAACUACUAAAUACUUAACAUAUCGG